Messenger RNA from Amoebophrya sp. A120, 6581 nucleotides. The record is from the annotation of a GenBank genome assembly. NCBI's taxonomy places the organism in Eukaryota, Dinophyceae, Syndiniales, Amoebophryaceae.
GUUUAGUACGUACAACUUCUAGCGACGUACCUUUAUCUGGUUACUGCGAAAUAAACCUUUUAGCGUAUACUCAAAAUCCAGACCGUUGUAGCGUUUAUUGCAGGGUCGUGCAGCUGCGCUGAAUAAAGCUCGAGUCCUCAAGCGACGACUCGAAGUUGUCCCGAAUUUAUGUCGUUUUUCGCAGCCUGCGCGCAGCGGGUUUGCGGGAAGGGAAAGCAGAACCGAACGGGCGACGGAAUGACUUCCCACGGGAAAAAAGCCGGGUUCUUCCAGACGUUGCGGGAUGGCAAAAAGCUCCACGAGCGCAUUUGCCUGAAUGCGGUCCUGCGGCCAUGGCGGACGCUGUUGCAGAUCACGCUCACCUGCAUCGUGCUGUACGUGCUAGCGCUGGUCACGAAGAACUAUUACCCCACCGGGCUAUGAGAGUGCACAACGCCCCCUCCCCCUCAUUUGUAAUGCCAAAUACCAAAUCCACGUCUUGCCUUCGAGCACAGCUUGCAUGACAAAUUUUGAACCCUCAAACAGUACUAUAAUCCGUCUGCAGAUUUGUCAUGCGGAUGUCACAUUUCUGGCGUUGCUUGUGUUGCUGCUCAUGCCAUUCAUAUGAGGGGGAGGGGGAGUUGUGCACUGUCAUGCGGGUCCGUCGAGGUGGAAAAAAACGUCAACAUUUGGCGGCCGAAGUCGCACAAGCUGAUGCAGGACCAGCAUGCGUUCGAGGCGGUGACGGCCUGGACGCCUUUGUGGAAGGAGGCAAGCGAGGAGUUCGAAACCGACGCGGAGCGGCACCGUCGCUUGGCCGCCGCUUUUCCCGCCGUCAAUCCCGAAGUGCAAACCGCCCUGCACGGCCCCGCGCCGUCCGCAGCGAGUCAGAAUUUCGGCGGCAACGCGCAAAUCGUGUACAAGACCAAGGGUGGCAAUUAUCAAAAUGAAAAGCUGGCGCAAGUCACGUUCUGAAGUACAAAGAAUCUGCUGUUUUGGAACGUUUUCAAAAAGCGACUUGCUGUUUUACAUGAAAGACCUGCGGGCCUUCUUAUCGCUAAAAUGGAACGGAGGCUGUGAAACAAGCAUCUCCACUUCCGCAGCAAAUGCUCCGGCUGCAGUGCAGCUAGGGUAGGUCUUCGCAACGCAAAUUGUUGCUCUACUUCUGCGUCGAAAAUUUGUGCUAUAGUGGUACGAAAAAUGUGUGGCACUUGAGUCCUCCUUGUGCUCCCAAGCUCUGGCGUACUUAAUAUGUGCGCUUUCUUUCAUUUCGAUACCAACUCUAACGUGUUUACAAGGGGGAAUUUGUACGCCAUGUGCCGGUUGGAGCAGCUGUGGUACACGUGGAACGAUUUCGAUGACGGUGCCAGUGGGAAGGACCGCUUCCUCCAGUCACACACGCGGCUGUCGAACCUGCUGGUGCAAAGUUUCGUCAGUCCGGGGAAAACGCUCAGCCAAAACGACCCCAACGCCUUUCCCGCGUCCGAUUGCGACUUGAUCUUGGCGAAGUCGCAGGCGGAAGUUGACGUGGCGGUGAAAGAACGAAUCUUCGACCUAUCCGGGCGCAGAAGUCAGAAGUCCUCUUCUUUUCAGUGCGAUCUCGUCCGUCGACUGCUGAUGAUUGAAUGAAAGCGCCAUGGUGAGCAGCAACUGCACCGGCAGCGACAGCGCUGCAACACAAGCUUGCAGAGGGCAACUUAUCUUUUUUCUACGAACAACUGCAAAGUUGUAGUCCUAUCGAACGAUAGGGAGGUGCAUCGACGUCAUCUGGAGUUUAUCAUGCAAGAUUGUGCGUAAAAUGGAUAUGGAACUUUUCGUUUUGGGCGGCGUUAUUUUUUGCUUGAGACAUUUAUCUUGUAAGUGAACGUGAACCAAUGAUUGUCAGAGAGGGACUCGUCCUGCUUCUGCCCUUCCAUACGACCGGUACGAGGUAGACAACCAGGCGCAGUUUGGGUUUUUCCUGGACAAGAACUUCAGUGCCAUGACCACCACGCCGAAAUUCACGUCGUUGACCCGUUCGGGGUUCCAGGAGCUGUCCGGCGAUUUUGCGAAAGCCGAGGACGCGCUGAAAAGCCUGCAAGCGUUUUUGAACGUCGAGUCGUCCUUUUUCCAACCCUUGUUCGUCGUGGACGACAAGGAGCACAAGUUUGUCCCCAUGCCGCAAUUUGCGCAGGCCGCGAACAACCUGGAGGUGCGCAUCUUCGAUCCGGCGCUGGCCAACGCGGCGGGCCGCAUGCUGAACCUCGGCCGCGACCUGGGCGUCGGACUGCCGAUCACGUUUCUGAUCGUGUGGGCGAUCAUUUUCUCCUUCACCAACCACAGCAAGUUCUGCGCCUCGUUCGUGCUCGUCUUCGUGUUUCUCUCCAUGCUCUCCGGCUACACGGGCUACUACCUGCUUGCGCGGCUGGCCUAUAUGGAGCCCUUCAUGUCGCUCACCCUGUUUCUCAUGCUCGCGGUGGGCGCCGACGACUUCUUCGUGAUCUGGGAGGCGGUGCGGCUGGAGCGGGCGCAGGCGCGACAAGACGCCAAGGAAAUCCUGCCGCAGAUCGAGGUGCUGACCGCGAUGCUGGAAAAUUAUGAGCUCCCGGUCACCGCGAUCAAGUUGCCCCAGGAGUUGGUGCUGCGGCAGAGGGAUAAAAUGAAGCUGACGCGCCAGAUGUUGAGCGGUGAGGUACAAGUGAAAGAUUCUUCUUCGGCGGCAGGCGUUUCGGACGGUCUUUCUUCUCCUGUUAGCAUCGAUAGUACAAGAACUGCCGAAAGCAGGCAGAUCGAAAUUUACCUGGCUUUGUACCGGGGAUCGCAGCGCGCCGCGGCCAGCAUGAUGGAGACCAGUUUGACGACGGCCUUGGCGUUUUUUUCCAUGGCGAGCUCCAACGUGCCCCCCAUCGCCAGUUUCGGCAUGUUCGCGGCCUUCAUGAUUCUCGGCAGCUACGUGCUCGCGGUGCUGUGCUUCCCCUCGGUAUCGUGAGUAAAAACGUCCCCACACCAGAGUUGUAAUGCAAAUCUGCAUGCUGAAAAUGUUUCUCAUGCGGAGACCCAUGAGAAGCAGUCUCUAGUCGUGUUGUGGGAUUUGUGAUGCUAGAAUCAGCAUGAUAUGCUAGAUCUGUGAUGCUGCUGAACAAGCUAAACAGGAUUACACUGCGAGGCCAAACUUGUCAUGCGCAGCAGCAAAAGCUGACAGAUUUGUCUAGCAGAUUUCCCAGCUUGACUCUGGUGUGGGGACGUUUUUACUCAGGAUACUCGGUCAUCGGGGCCUACUUGCUGCAGCUGGAACACAAGCCGACGGUGUGGCAGUGGUGCAAGGCGAAGUUGUUGCGUUUUUUCAACGCACGCAAGCAGAGCAACGAAGUUGUUCAGCAAGACGGUGAAACUCAGAAAAAUCAGGGUGUAACUGCGACAAGUAAUAACGGUGCUGCUGCGCUGAUGAUGCUGCAGGAGGGAUCGCCGGUGGUGAUCGAUACUAGCGAACAGCAUCACAAGUCGACAGACGGCAACAAGAACUGCGACUUCGGGUUGAAAAAUCUGCUGCAGGAACAGACGCCCGAAAAGCUGCAAGCUUCGGACGCCAAACUCGCAACAGGAAAUAAAGCAAACGCCAAUCAGCUGCACAACGGUUUGUUUCAAACCGCCUUCGUUGCGGCCAAUGCGAACGAUAGUACACCCACUGCAGCCAUCGAACUUGCGGUGGCGGGUUUUCCACCGGAAAAAAAACCCGGAAACUACGCAAAUACCGGGACCACGUCCAUGUUCACGACCGUCGCAAAUUAUACUAACGAGGAGGGGAAGCAGGAGGACGGGGAGCAGCAACAGCAGCGGACCACGCGCCUUCUCGACAAAGCUAUGGACAAGACGUUUGAGUUUUUGACCGCGAAGAGAAUCACCGUGAAAGAUAACUACACGCUUUUUCCGGUAGCUUUACUGACGGUGCUGCUCUUCACGUCCCUCUCUAUCUGGUUGUUUGCCGAGGCUACCACCCUCCCCUCGCCCUCCGCGCCGUUUGAGUUUCUGCCGGACACCCACAUCAUGACCGGGUUUCACUCGGACAACUACCAGCUCUUCCUGUCCAGCGGGUCGAAAUCCGAGUACCGCAAGCUGCACAUCGUGUGGGGGCUCAACGCCGAUCAGCCGUUGAAGAAUCACGACGAGCUGUCGAAGUUCUUCCCGUGGACCUGGAACGCGGACCCGAAUCUGGUGCCCAUCGACGCGACCGACAAGGACAGCGUAAGUUUUAUCCUGCGGCUCGGAGAGAAGCUGCAAAACCUGAACUGCAACGGCAAAAGCUUUUGCAAGGACCGCGUCGUUGGGAACAAGAUGUUCGUCCCCCGUUCCCUCGAGUGCGGGCUGCGAGACACGAUCUUUCCCCAGCUACGGACCAGUGCAACCACUCCGGCUACGAAGUUGACGGAACUAUACUACGACGGCGUAGGCGGAGGUUCAACAGCGUCAAUCUCCUCGACUUUGGACGCGAGCGGCGGCUUCGACUACACGACUUUGUCCAACCCUACGUGGUCAGCUGCAACAGCUGGAGCAGCCGCGGGCACGUUGAGCGCAGGCGUUCUAGCCAAGGAGUCUUACUACCGCUCGCACGCCUCGUACGACUAUUCGGCCCGCGCGAGGCACUCGUCGCCCGUGCGUCGAGUGUCCGGAGGCACUUCUGCGGCAGCGGAUGAUCCGUUUGCCGUUGACUGGAUCGAAACGACCGAUGCGGCGCACCCCGGGACGGGCACGUUUGCCGGUCGGGUUUUCAAGUGGAAAGGGAUGAGCAGUGCGGCCGGGGGAGCCUCUUUGCAGUACCAGCUCUAUUCCCUGACGAUCUCCAUCCCGCUCACCGCUUUGAAGGACGGUACCAGUUUCACUGAUUUGGAGUCCCUGAAGGAAACCGUGCGGGUAGGCGGGAAAUAAAAAAAGUUAUGUUUAUUUGGUGUAUUAAUUAAACCUCCCUGUAUUGAUUCUGCCGAACAUGAUGCACGGCACAGUUUGUUACUACGCCAGUCUUCGUCAUGCGCGAGAGCCGAGAACAUCUGCGGAGUUCAUGAAUGCUGUCUUCACGUACUUACAACUCGUACGCAAGCUAUGCAAAGGUGCGGCGUGCGUUCUGUUUUACACAAAGUAAAAACAUAACUACUUUUUUCCGGGCUAUAGAGGGAGCUUCUCGACCAAGAAAAUGCCAGAGCGCCGGCGAAGCUUGGAAAAGCAAUCCAGAUUGCGGAGUACGGAACCUACACGUUAAACUACGAGCUGAAGCAAACUUUGGUGUCCGGCCUGAUCCUCUUAAUCCCGCUGUGUUUCGCGAUCCUCCUCCUGGCCUCGCGAAACCUCGUCACGGCCUUCCUCGCGAUUUUUAACGUGAUCUGCAUCGUGUCGCAGGUGAUGGGCAGUUUCCGCCUGAUGGACUGGGAGCUGGGCCUGCUGGAAACGGUGGCCGGGAUUCUGGUCAUUGGCUUGGCUAUGGACUACACGCUGCACUUUUCGCACGUGUACACGGAGGCGGGCCGAAUCGAUAGUGAUGCUCCUCAUGUGGAACAAGCUGCGGAUGGAGAGAAUAAGCACAGAACAGGCGUCGAUCCGGAGUCGAAGCUGCACAGUGAGGACCACGACGGCCCUACGCACAGCUACGAGUCCCGCGAGUCCCGGGUGCAGUUUGCCUUCCAGCACAUGGGCCCGACGAUCUUUGCCGGUUUCUCAACCAGCAUCGCCGCGGGUCUGUUUCUGAUGCUGUUCUGCGUCACGCCCUUCUUCCAGCAGAUGGGGGUGGCGAUCUUUCUCACCAUCCUCUACUCGCUCGUCAUGUCGCUGUUUUACCUGCCCGCGGUGCUGCUGCUCUGCGGCCCGAGCGGGAAGUUCGGGGACUUGGUGCUGCUCUACCGCGAGUUCAAGGCCCGCACCAUCGGGGAGGCGCGUGGUUCCACGGGACAGAAGGAUGAAAGCGGGAUCAGAAACGGAGCGGCUGCGGUGGAGCCGUGAGGAAGAAAGGCUGUUCAGUACACUUUUUCUAUUUAUACUCGUUCCAGAGCAACACAGUCUGAGAUUACUUAUUAGUGAUCGUUUAUUCGAGACGAACAGGCACGGUACUAGUUUAGGUCAUUUUCCAAGAAUAAAGUUAGGCAAUUUCAAAUUCACUGUGCAUCAUAUUGCGCAGCAAACGGUAGUUAGUUCUACAGAGACACAUAGCAAUUGCUGUCCAUUUACUACAGUUCAGAUUUUUUGAUUUCAAAAAUCGUCGCACAUAAAUAACCCGGGGUGGUGCGUCCCCCAUGGUGCUUCUAUGACCGUUCUAUUGAAACACUGUAGAAGCUUCAUCAUGUAGUUCUCUUUUUUUGGCACGUAAAAAAAUGAACUUUUUGAAUAGGUAAAGAAGCUCUUCGUCUUGGCAUAGUUACACACAGUUUCUUCACAUGCUGUCCAGACGUCUGUUGCCACACAGAACAUGGAGAGGGCUUCACAGUCACAUACUAGCCGGUUACGUUUCUGCACAGCAAUGAUGAGCCAAUUGAUGUUGCACUGCACACGAUCGCUUUUUUAGGAGAGAGAUUCCCGUAAAAGGGAGGCGGAUAGGAAACAGGAUUCUCAGAAUGCUGAUUCCCUAUGCGCCUUCUGGUCUC